This is a messenger RNA of Haemorhous mexicanus (house finch), 2331 nucleotides long. RefSeq lists its product as uncharacterized. Lineage: Eukaryota; Metazoa; Chordata; Aves; Passeriformes; Fringillidae. The coding region runs from base 803 to 2104 and encodes 433 amino acids. The transcript is spliced from 2 exons. The record is from RefSeq and is a predicted model, not a curated record.
GCCAGCUACGGCUCUGUGGAGGGAUGUUUAGAGAUAGGUAUUUGCUGAGUCAUAGGAAUUGAACCAGGAGUCCUCACUCUGGUCCUCCAGGCCUGCUUAUCUCUCUGUGACCCCAUAGGCUAGUUUCCCUAACCCUUACAAUUGGUCAGUUUUCAAUCCUCCCUAACGCUAUAAAAGAGGCUGUCUUGGCCCAUUUAUUUAGAAGAGCAGCUUCAAGACCCUUCGCAAGACCCUCAGAAUAAAUCAUCAUGGAACUCUUGGCCGCCUUCUCCUCUCUCUUUUCGUCUGCCUUCCAGAAGCCACAGCCAGCCACAGCCCCUACGAGCAAGCUAAGAGCUGAAAUCAUAAAAGAGCUGAUUUUCACUGAGAGCUGACAAUCACUAAGCUUGCUAGGGGCCACGGCUGAGCUGCAGUUUGACCUAGGGCACCCCAGCCUCCAGAGGGCUGAGGUGUCGGCCUUGAGACUGCUUGCCUGGGGCGCUUACCCUACGAGGGACCAGCUAUCCGGCUAAGAAGCUAGCCCUGGUGGCUUCAUUUUAUUUUACAUCUGACGCAUCAAACAGGUGAAUGAGAGACUCUUCACUGACGGAGCAGCGUUUCUCUCCAAGAAACUGUAACUGCCGUUCUUUUGCAUCUCCCUGCGAAGUUAUCCCUCGUUCUAGCGGGAUUUCCUAGCAGGGGGGUCGAUUCGAACCUCAAAUCAGUCAUCUGGACAAAGUUCCGAGGAGACGACCCGGCAGACGCCUUCCAGCAGCUUUUUGACCCUCGGCUGAAGAAAUAUAAGCCCCAUUCCUGUCCAAAGAUGAAAAAUAUCUCCGUUGGUGCUGUCCUCACUGUUGCUUGGAUGUGCUUCACCGUACCGCGUGCCUUCGGCUGGAUUAGUCCACAGCCUAGCCAUAAUGUUUGGGUAACCUUAGCAAAGACAUUAAAACAAGAUAACCUGUGUUUAUCCAUGGGAAGCAUUGAUAACCCACUUUCUACAUGCCUAGUAGGGAUUCCCUUUGUAGCAGAUGAUUGGCCUGUCUAUAACUCAGAGCUCCUCUGCACCACAGGUGGGAGACCCAAUUUGGCAGAUACUUGGGACGAGUGGACAAAAAUGCUGCCUAAUGCUUUAGAUGAACCCCAAGAAUUGGAUCUGCUGGGUUCCUCCAAGGCCGCAUACUGUGUUAAAUUUUACUUUAGAUGCCCGAAAAACAAUUGGCCAGAAAUUGACCAGACAAAAAACACAUAUGGAAAAGACAUAUCACCCAUAAACAAAGCAUAUAACUAUCCCGACUGGUGUAAUUACACUGCUCGUGUGAUAUCUGUGUCCUCUCUCCACCCUAAAGUAUUACCCAAGGGUACAUUUCUCAUCUGUGGUGACAGAGUUUGGGCUGGGAUCCCCUCCCAACUCCAGGGAGGUCCCUGUACACUUGGAAAACUUUCUACUCUCACUCCAAACAUCACACUGUUACGUAAUUGGAGAAAAGAAAGUGAAUCAAAAUGCCACAAAAGAUCCAACACUGAAUUUGAUGAAAAUUGCGAUCCCAAACUAUACGAUUGGAACAAACCCAAAAAGAUUGCUGUCUCCCUAUUCCUACCCUGGGUAGCUGCAGCUAAAGCCCUCGGUGAAAUAAAUCACCUUGGGUGCUGGCUCAGUAAACAAGCUAACGCUACAUCUGCUGCCCUGAGCGAUCUCCUAAAGGAAGAAGAAACCACAAGACAUGCUUCUCUCCAGAAUCGAGCUGCGAUUGACUUCCUGCUGCUUGCCCAUGGACGUGGUUGUGAAGACUUCAAAGGGAUGUGCUGCUUCAAUCUCUCUUCACGGUCGGAAUCCAUCCUGGCGAACAUCCAGAAACUGAAAGAUCUUGUGAAGGACUUGAAAGUAGAAAAAACCCCAGACUGGGUUAAUGACCUUUUUGGUCAAUGGGGAUUAACUGGAUGGGUUGCAUCUUUGGUUAAGGGGAUGUUGUGGGUUCUCCUUGUAGUUGUUGUUGUAUUAGCUAUGUUUUCAUGCCUUGUUCAUUGUUUUAAAAGAACCAUAGGAAAUGUCUUUUUUCUAAAAACAGAAAGUGGAGUUGUAGCAGGCGCAGGGCCGGCUACGGCUCCGUGGAGGGAUGUUUAGAGAUAGGUAUUUGCUGAGUCAUAGGAAUUGAACCAGGAGUCCUCACUCUGGUCCUCCAGGCCUGCUUAUCUCUCUGUGACCCCAUAGGCUAGUUUCCCUAACCCUUACAAUUGGUCAGUUUUCAAUCCUCCCUAACGCUAUAAAAGAGGCUGUCUUGGCCCAUUUAUUUAGAAGAGCAGCUUCAAGACCCUUCGCAAGACCCUCAGAAUAAAUCAUCAUGGAACUCU